This is a messenger RNA of Oncorhynchus tshawytscha (Chinook salmon), 1859 nucleotides long. Its product is annotated as DNA-directed RNA polymerase II subunit RPB1-like. Lineage: Eukaryota; Metazoa; Chordata; Actinopteri; Salmoniformes; Salmonidae. The transcript is spliced from 3 exons. The record is from RefSeq and is a predicted model, not a curated record. The coding region runs from base 1 to 1239 and encodes 412 amino acids.
AUGUUAGGGCCUAUGCCUUUUGUGAGAAAUUAUAGAUGGGUUUUAUUUAGGGGCCCUCCUGCCUGUUCAAUAAACAACAGACCUAUCGUCCCUAAAACAACAGACCUAUCUCCCCCACAACAACAGACCUAUCAACCCACAACAACAGACCUAUCAACCCACAACAACAGACCUAUCAACCCACAACAACAGACCUAUCGUCCCCACAACAACAGACCUAUCAACCCACAACAACAGACCUAUCAACCCACAACAACAGACCUAUCGUCCCCACAACAACAGACCUAUCAACCCACAACAACAGACCUAUCGUCCCCACAACAGACCUAUCAACCCACAACAACAGACCAAUCGUCCCCACAACAACAGACAUAUCUCCCCACAACAACAUACCAAUCUCCCCACAACAACAGACCAAUCGUCCCCACAACAGACCUACCAACCCACAACAACAGACCUAUCAACCCACAACAACAGACCUAUUGUCCCCACAACAACAGACCUAUUGUCCCCACAACAACAGACCUAUCAACCCACAAAUCAACAGACAUAUCGUCCCCACAACAACAGACCUAUCUCCCCCACAACAACAGACCUAUCGUCCCCACAACAACAGACAUAUCAACCCACAACAACAUACCUAUCAUCCCCACAACAACAGACCUAUCAACCCACAACAACAUACCUAUCAACCCACAACAACAGACCUAUCAACCCACAACAACAGACCUAUCAUCCCCACAACAGACCUAUCAUCCCCAUAACAACAGACCUAUUGUCCCCACAACAAUAGACCUAUCGUCCCCACAACAACAGACAUAUCAACCCACAACAACAGACCUAUCAUCCCCACAACAACAUAUCUCCCCACAACAACAGACCUAUCAACCCACAACAACAGACCUAUCAACCCACAACAACAGACCUAUCAUCCUCACAACAACAGACCUAUCGUCCCCACAACAACAGACCUAUCUCCCCCACAACAACAGACUUAUCCCCCCCGCAACAACAGACCUAUCUCCCCCACAACAACAGACCUAUCUCCCCACAACAACAUAUCUAUCAACCCACAACAACAGACCUAUCUCCCCACAACAACAGACCUAUCAACCCACAACAACAGACCUAUCAUCCCCACAACAACAGACCUAUCAAUCCACAACAACAGACCUAUCUCCCCCACAACAACAGACCUAUCAACCCACAACAACAGAUCUAUCAUCCCCACAACAAUAGACCUAUCGUCCCCACAAUAACAGACCUAUCAACCCACAACAACAGACCUAUUUUGACUGCAAACAUAUAUAAUACAGAUCAACUAUGAUUAGGUUUGCAAAAUUCUGGUAACUCCAGUCUGGACUUCUGGGAAUUUGGCGGAAGUUACUGGAAAUGUUCACCCCUACCUUUGAUGGCUAGAUUGAGUUGAUAUGCAUAAAUUAGUGUUACCACCAUCAUCCACCUGAAUCUGACCACUCCAGCACAGUAGGUCGCGUUCACAUUCUGCUUGUUCCCUCCUGAUUCCAGAAAUCUUCCAACUGGAAUGUCUGGAAAACCUGGGAAUCUUGGGGGAAAGUUACCGGAAUUUUGCAUCCCAAACAGCAAGGUUUUAAUAUGCUGCCGAUAUGAGCUAUUAUUGUCACAGAGCCGAUGCAUUCCUUAGAUUGACUGUAAAUAAUCAACUGCAACGAAAUAAAAAGAGAGAGAAGUUGUCUGUAUGCAGCCAUGUGAAUGGGAAAUAUGUCUGAGGGUGUUAUUACAAAUAUUGGUGGAAAAAAAUCUAUUCUUGUUCACAUGUGAUGAUCCAGUGAAGUAACUUGUAUUUGUUUUUAAAAGCAUUAAAUGAUUUCAAUAGUCAA